Malurus melanocephalus (red-backed fairy wren) is the source of this 5210-nucleotide messenger RNA. RefSeq names its product zinc finger and BTB domain containing 7C (gene ZBTB7C). Bases 313 to 2274 code for a protein of 653 amino acids. NCBI's taxonomy places the organism in Eukaryota, Metazoa, Chordata, Aves, Passeriformes, Maluridae. The transcript has 7 exons. The record is from RefSeq and is a predicted model, not a curated record. Gene Ontology annotation, molecular function: DNA-binding transcription factor activity, RNA polymerase II-specific; RNA polymerase II cis-regulatory region sequence-specific DNA binding; protein binding. Gene Ontology annotation, biological process: regulation of transcription by RNA polymerase II.
GCCGCCGGACGGGGCGGGUGGUGCCGCGCUGCCCGUCGCGGUGCUGUGUCCGUCGCCAUCCCCCGCCGCUGCCCCCUCGAGGUGCGCGGAGCUGCCCCGCCCCGCCCCGUCCCGUCCCAUCCCGUCCCACGGCGGGGGCGAUGCUCCCCCCGCUGCGCUGCCCGCGGAUCUCUCCCUUCUGAUUCGUUUUAGACGGUUUGCCUGGAGCGGGAUCGUCCCCUCGCACAGCCCUGCAUCCCGGCGGCAGCACCGAGCCUCGGCGAUGCGGCUCSAAGACUGACCCUGCUGAGAGCCCCUGAGAUACUGAACUCUAUGAGCGGAGACCACUUGACUGCACUCAGCACCUUUCAGGAUCACGCUCUAGGAAAUGGUCAGAGGAGUGAAAGGAGCAUCACCAUUUUGAAACAAAACCAAGGGUACUGGGCACUAAAUGAGAAUAUGGCCAAUGGCAUUGAAGAUCUUAUCGGGAUYCCAUUCCCGAACCACAGCAGCGAGGUCCUGUGUGGUUUGAACGAGCAGCGGCACGACGGGCUCCUCUGCGAUGUCAUCCUCAUCGUGCAGGACCAGGAGUACCGCACCCACCGCUCCGUCCUGGCCGCCUGCAGCAAGUACUUCAAAAAACUCUUCACUACCGGCACUUUAACAGACCAGCCCUAUGUUUACGAGAUUGACUUUGUCAAGCCUGAAGCACUUUCUGCCAUCCUCGAGUUCGCCUACACCUCAACCCUCACCAUCACCACCUCAAACGUCAAGCACAUCCUCAGCGCCGCCAAGAUGCUGGAGAUCCAGAGCAUCAUCAACGUAUGCCUUGAAAUCAUGGAGCCUGACAGGGAGGCCGAGGAGGAGGAUGACAAAGAGGAYGAYGAYGAUGAUGAAGAYGAAGAUGAAGAUGAGGAGGAAGAGGAGGAGGAGGAAGAGGAAGAGGAGGAGGAGGAAGUGGAAGAUUUUGUCAAUCGGGAGAACCUAACCGACGUACAAGAAGUCAGCUGCCACCAAAGCCCUUCCGAGUCCGAUCUCACCGAAGAAGCUUACACAGAAGCACCUAAAGAUUUUCCAAAUCACUUCCCAGCCAGUAACUCCUCUGGACACUUGGGCAUGAUACGAGACUUCUCCAUCGAGUCCCUGCUGAGUGAAAACUUGUACCCUAAGGCAAACAUCCCAGAAAGAAGGCCAGCUCUGUCUCCUUUCACCCCCAGCUUCUUCCCCCAUCUGUGGAACGGCGACUUCAGCUCCUUCUCCCAGCUCGAGGAGCCACAAGUGGACAGCGGCCCCUUGGAUCUGGUGAUCAAAAAGAGGAAGAUCAAGGAAGAGGAGGAGAAGGAAGACCUGCCUCCGCCUCCUUUCCCUAAUGACUUCUUCAAGGACAUGUUUGCCAACACCCCAGCAGCUCCCUUAGGGCACAUUAAGGCAGAGACYGACUAUAGCGCUUAUCUCAAUUUCUUAAGUGCUACCCAGUUCGGAGGAGUUUUUCCCCCGUGGCCCCUGGAGGAGGAGAGGAAAAUAAAGCCCAAGGCAUCCCAGCAAUGCCCCAUCUGUAACAAAGUCAUCAUGGGAGCCGGCAAGCUGCCCAGGCACAUGAGGACCCACACGGGGGAGAAGCCCUAUAUGUGCAAUAUCUGUGAGGUUCGCUUCACCAGGCAGGACAAGCUCAAAAUCCACAUGCGUAAGCACACGGGGGAGCGGCCGUACCUGUGCAUCCACUGCAACGCCAAGUUCGUGCACAACUACGACCUCAAGAACCACAUGCGCAUCCACACGGGCAUCCGGCCCUACCAGUGCGAGUUCUGCUACAAGAGUUUCACGCGUUCCGACCACCUGCACCGCCACAUCAAGCGCCAGAGCUGCCGCAUGGCCCGGCCCCGGCGCGGCCGCAAACCGGCGGCGUGGCGAGCGGCCGGCCUGCUCUUCGCCCCCGGCGGCCCGCCCGUGGAUGGUGGCUUCGUGGUGCCACCCGCGCUGGACGAGAUGAGCGGCCACCUCAGCAGCACGGCCAUGUGCCUUCCCGGCCCCAGCCCCAAACACUUCCUGAGCGGGGCCAAGGCGCCCUUCAGCCUGCAGGAGCUGGAGAGCCAGAUCGAGGAGACGCAGAUGAAGCUGCUCAGGCGGGCGCAGAUGGACAUGGAGAGGAACGCGGGCAUCUUCGCCUUCGCUCUGGGCCACAAUGAAAACCUCGCUGCCCAGCCCUUCUUCCCGCUGCCCGACCCGUGGAGCGCGGGUUUCAGCGGCUUGGCGGGGCUCGGCCACGUGGCUCCCAUCUCGGAGGCCAGCAACUAAACCCACCACGGUCCCACCAUGCGUCUGCUUCCGUCCCAACAAGGCAGCCAGCUCCCGCUGGGAAGGGCCCUGCCUGCCCUUCUGUGUCAUCAGCUUCCCAAGAAGCUCCUCGUCCCCUCACAGCCRUGGGGGCACCCCUGGGGUGAGCGGGGAAGGGGCAGGUGCUGUGCCCCAUGGCCAUUGGCACUUUAGACUCCGCACUUGGCUUUGGGGCUGUCGGGCACUCGCUGUCCCAUCCCACCGCUCGUGGCUGUUUGGGAAGGCCAGGCCAGGACUGCUGCUCUCUUCAAUGCUCCCAAAAAUGUCACUUGCCUUAGUCCAGGGCUCGGCCACCACCACGAGAUGGCUUUUCUGUGAGAAAUGUUCCUCAUUUCCCACCCACGGAGCUCACUGGACACCGACAAGCCGUCCAGACUUGGGUUUGUUACGUUGCGUUCCUUGGCCCUUUUGGCCAAAAGGACUUUUCUGUUUUGUUUCUGGUUUUGUUUUUUACUUUUAAUUAAUUCCCAUGUCUGGCAAAARUAUUUAUUCUACAAGGGAUAAAGGGGAGAUCUAGCAGCCUUGCUGGGAGAGGGAGUAUCCUGGCCAUUGCCUUUCUCAGCAGUGUGUCAGAUUUACAGGGUUGGUAAAAGCCCUGAUCUGCAGCAUGAGUUGGGACCUUAAAAACAUUUAAAAAAAAAAAAAAAAUGGAGAUAGAAAAACACCCAGCGCAAAGCUGGGUGGAAAAGGGGGAUUUUACUUAUUUUGGUUCUUUAGCUAUUUCAAAGUUUCAAAAGGAGAACCAAAGCCUAUUUUGAGUAUUUUAACUUCAGUUGCUUGAAAAGGUGAAGGAAAAGUUUUGGAAGAAUCAGAAAUGUUUCAAUACUGAGCUUUAUUAAACCCUUGCUUUGAAAAAAUGAACCACGUGGGAAUUUUGAAAUGAAAAAGUCGUUUCAAACCAAAGAGUCAGAAUUCACCGCCGCUGACCAUUCUGAAAUGUCUGGGGUUCUGUCCUCCAUUCCCUCAAAUUCCUAUGUGAUAGUGAUGAGAAAAAUUUGCAAAACACUCGCAUGUCCCCAAAUCUGCCGUGUUGAUGGGAAAAAAUCAGGUGUGCAAACAUCCCUGCUACUUGUCUCAAGGGGUGUUUGUGGAAAAGAAGAUCACUGCAGUUGCCCUGAUGGUGAUACUGUCUACUCUCAAGCAAGCAGAAAUGCUAUUUCUUCACUUCUUGUUAGUUCAGAAAUGAGGGUGGUGAUGUAUGACAGRGUGCUCCAGGCUGAAGGUUGCCCAUGGCUUGGGGUGACUCCCCAGAUCCCUGCAGACCCCAUUGGGUCCACCCCAUCUGGUAAUUCUCUUGGGGCAAAAUAAGUGGCAGAUUGGCUGGAAUUGCCCUGUCUGAGUCCUUCAGCCCGAAACUCCUGAGCUACUCUGAAGGAUCAAGGUUUUUGGUGGCCAUCUGCCUCUCGUGGCUCCUCCACGAGGCAGAUGUGGUGGGACCCCAAUUCUGCCACUGGCUGAGCUGGAUUGCAGUGGAUGUUUUACACSAAACCAGCGCUUGGAAAUGCAAAUGAUGCAAAUUAGGGAGGUUUAUUUCUCUUUUUUACUGUGACCUUUCAACGGCAGCAAAAUCAAAGGGAAYGGGAGGAUUGCAGGUUUUUUGGUUUUUCCAUCGAUGAAGCGGCGGCUGGAUGAGAAUCUCCCCACUGGAGGCAAGGAGGGGGAUGUGUGGAGUCAAGGGUUCCACAGCCCCCACGAGGGUGUGAGGGACUUCUGCUCUGACGCUACCUGCAGCAGAAUGAUCCCAAGAAACUGCCCAGCACUCGACUUCCUCCUCCAAAAAGAAACCCGUAAAGACUCCACGUGCAACAAAARUCAAUGGAGAGGGGAAAAAAAAGGAAAGAAGAAGAAGGAAUCUUCUUAAAACUGCAUCAAACAUUUUCUUUUUAAUCCACAUCAACUUCUUACACAAGCAACGUUUUGCAGAUGAUUGGUUCCUUCAGAUGUUUUUUUUUGUCUACGAUUUGGAGUCAUUGUAAAAUAUCCAAAGAUGCUGAGUACUGUAUGAUCUGCAAGGACUUGAAGCAAGGUGUUUUUUCUGUCUCGGUUUGUUUGUUAGGUCGGUUGGGUUCUUUUUUUUUUUUUCCUAUAUGUCUAAGUGGGGAUAAACCUUUGCAAUUUUUCUAUUUAUAACUAUUUUUAUGUGAUUGCUUUAUGUACAAAACAAUGGAAAAAAAAUCAAAACAAAAAAGUAGAGAGAGAAACACACAUGUACACAAACAAAUUUGCCUUAGUUAYUCACGGGACAAUCACCCUUAACUUUGAUUGAUGCUAAAAAGCGGAUGGGAAAAAAGAGGCUCGAUCAUUUUAUGUAUUUAUUACACUCUAUUAAUUGAUGCUUUUAAAUUAUUAGCAGGACUUGAUUCUCUUGCCUGUGGCCACGGUGAGAAGGCAAAGCUGCCACAGUUGCUGAGCUGCCAGUGCAGCCCUGAGCUCUGUGGAUGUUUGCCUGGCACCUUUUGGAAAGCCAGAAUAAUCAUUUGUUAAUUAAGCAUGGAGCUGGUACGGGCUCCAGCCCGAGGGGCCGUCGGCGCUGCGAUGCUGAUGGCAAUUAUGAAGUUAAGGUUGAUUUUCCCGCGUUGGCGCUGGGUUGGGUAGGGCUGGAGGGAGCUGAGUGCUGGCAGUGAUCACGUUUUGGGGUGUAGAGGGAUGAUUAGAGAAAAAACCCUGUUUCUUCCCAUUUUGAUGUUGUGUGGUGAGUCCAGGCCACAGGUAUCCAUCCACAUGGGAGCCCAGCUGAGAGUGGAGGCGCUUUCCCGGGGAUCUGCUCCCAUUUCCCAUCCAGGACGGGUCUAAUUCUGGAGCACCACACCCCAGGCUGGAAGGACASGGGGUUCUGUCCCAGCUCACGGUGUGGUGGUGGCUUUUUGUUCAUCUCACAGCCAGGCUGCAGCAGGGGA